UUCGUCAUCAUGGUCCUAGAGCCGUCCCCCAUCCUGCAGCCACUCAACAAGCAAUCACCGUGUCUCAGAGUAAAUGCAGCCGUGUACCUUGACGUUUUCCCAGGCAUUAUCGACCAACUAUUAAUGUCCUGAUUCAGAUAUAAAGAUGGCCUCUCCUCAGCCUGGCAGCCCACCUCUUGCAGAACAAUACACCCCUCCUGCACAGGAAGAAGAGAGCCAGCAAGAUGAAGAGCUGGUGAGGGAUCAACCUGCAAAAAAACGUGGCAGAGGCAGGCCUCCGAAAGCCAAACCUUCCGUCAAAUGCUCUGAGUGCACAGAGGCUUUCAGGAGUCUGUCGGCUUUGCAGAGCCACAAGCUUUCAGCACAUGUAAAGGACCGUCAGCAGCAACACCCGUGUCCUCAGUGUGCUAAAACAUUCUCAAGCAAGGCCCAACUCUCAAAGCACGAGCGCACUCACUCAGCACAGCGCCCCUUUCCGUGUCCCGACUGUCACAAGGCUUACAAGACGCCCACGGAGCUACGUAACCACAGCCGCUCUCACACUGGGGAGAAACCUUUCGUAUGCACAGAGUGUGGUAAGGCCUUUAUGCAAGCUAUAUGCCUGAGGAUCCAUAUGACACAGCACAGUGGAGAGCGUCCUUACUCUUGCCCUCAGUGCUCCAAGAGCUACCCCACCCUGUCUAAACUGAAGGUGCACAUGCGCUCUCACACUGGAGAAAAGCCAUACUUCUGUGCCGAGUGUGGGAAGAGUUUUGCCGACCCCUCUGUGUUCCGAAAACACAGAAGGAACCAUCAGGGCCACCGGCCAUACGCUUGUGACGAGUGCGGGAAAACGUACACGGAGCUGAAGGACCUGAAAAACCACGAGCGCUCCCACACUGGAGAAAAACCAUACCUGUGCUCAGACUGUGGCAAAGCCUUCUCCCGCUCCUCCUCUCUGGCCUGCCAUCAGCGUAUUCACUCCCAGAAUAAACCCUAUCAGUGUGAGCAGUGUAGCAAGGGCUUCACCCAGCUGUCCUCCUACCAGUCUCAUCUCCGCACUCACUCCGGUGAGAAGCCGUUCCUCUGCCCACAGUGUGGCAAGAUGUUUUCUGACCCUUCCAGUUUCCGCCGCCACCAGCGAGCCCACUUGGGUUUCAAGCCCUACCCCUGCGAUAAGUGUUCCAAGAGGUUUCGGCAGCCAGCUGAUCUGGCUGUGCAUGAACGUGUCCACUCUGGAGAGCGGCCUUACAAAUGCCAGAGCUGUGACAAGGCCUUCGUAGCAUCCUGGGAUCUGCGACGCCACAUGCUUGUGCACACGGGUCUCAGGCCCUUUUCCUGCACCGAGUGCGACAAGUCAUUUGCUGAGCGCUCCAGCCUCAACAAGCACCGGCGUGUGCACUCUGGGGAGAGGCCUUUCAAAUGUGAGGAGUGUUUGAAGUCAUUUGUGGUGUCCUCAAGCCUGCGCAAACAUGAGAGAACUCAUCUAGCAGAGCACGCUGAGCAGCAGCAGCAGCAGCAACAACAACAACAACAACAACAAGAGGAGACAGAGGCCGGGUCAGCUUCAGGCUUUCCUGCCCACACAACUCUACCUCAGUUCUCCUGUACUCACUGUGAUGCUACAUUUGGAAGCUGGGAUGAAGUUCAGGCACAUGAAAAUCUUCACUCCAUCGAUUCUGCUCCUCCAACUGUUACCAAAAUCGUGCCACUGGGCUCACACGUCUGUGAAACCUGCCAGGCAGAGUUUGCACAGCUGGCGGACUUGCAGGAGCAUGAGAAGCAGCAUCCCAAGCUGAGGCCUCAUGUCUGCAACAGCUGCGGCAAAGGCUUCCUCAACAAAUCUGGACUGCAUAAACACCAGAAGAUCCACUCCACCAGCAAACCUCACAGCUGCUCCCACUGUGGCAAAGCUUUUCUGUUUGCUGCUUAUCUUCGCAAGCACUUACGGACUCAUGCAAACGCUGCCCCAGCCGCCCCGCAACUCGGUGACAUAAACAUUAUUCACACUGACCCUCUCCCCGCUCCCCCACCCCCCACUGAGGUUUCCCCCUCCACUGUUGAAUCCGGCACCAUAUCUCUGACAGUUCCAGUGACUGUACCCGUGACUGCUUUUCGGACUCUGCCAGAGUGCUUAGUCAAGGAAGAGGGACUUUAAUUUUUUUUUUCUUUGACUGUUUUGGAAUUUUGAUUCCACAAAUAUAUAGCCAGCGGCCUUAAAUCUUUUUAGAUGAUGGGUCUGAUUUUGACAGAAGUGUUAUUUUUCAAAAGAAAUGUUCAAAAUAGAGUUUCCCUCAUGCAAAUUACAAGCGCUUUGUCUCAUGAUAUUCGAAAGAUGUUAUGUAUAAUGUUCAUGUUUUAAAAUAUACAGUAUACUGUACUAUAACUAGCCUACUAUGAAAUUGUCUGUUGUAAUGUUUUCAUGAAAACGUGGUGUUAAACAUUUAUGCUGAUCACUUUAAAAGUUCACUUAAAAUGUUGUGAUUUCAGAUAAACAUGUUUUUAUAAUGUGUUUUUAAUUACAGCUUGUCUUAAAUUCAUUUUACAUUUUGGUGGAACAAACUGUUUGUAACUGUUUUACUGUGUAUUAGUAUCGUCAAAUUAUCAUAUAAAUUGUCGAGUUAAAAAAAAGUGUCAGUGGUGUUCCAAAAUAUUAAAGCAGAAGAGUGAAGUUUUUAUACCAAUAAAUGUGUAAUGUGUGAAAAACGGUAA
Messenger RNA from Dicentrarchus labrax (European seabass), 2691 nucleotides. RefSeq names its product zinc finger protein 668 (gene znf668). The transcript is spliced from 2 exons. Lineage: Eukaryota; Metazoa; Chordata; Actinopteri; Moronidae. The record is from RefSeq and is a predicted model, not a curated record. The coding region runs from base 146 to 2137 and encodes 663 amino acids.